AUGGUUCCUUCACACGACGACUAUUUCAUAACGACUAUUUUUUUUUGGCCUAUUUUUUUUAGCCUAUUUGUUUUUGGCCUAUUUUUUUUUGGCCUAUAUUUUUUGGGCCUAUUUUUUUUUUUGGCCUAUUUUUUUUUGGCCUAUUUUUUUUGGCCUAUUUUUUUUAGCCUAUUUUUUUUACCUAGCCUCAUUCAUGAAGCUGCUGAGAGGACUAGAACCUUAUUGAGAAACAGAGACUUUUUCUUCCGCGAUUAA
Blepharisma stoltei is the source of this 255-nucleotide messenger RNA. The record is from the annotation of a GenBank genome assembly. NCBI's taxonomy places the organism in Eukaryota, Ciliophora, Heterotrichea, Heterotrichida, Blepharismidae.